Molecule: messenger RNA, 12267 nt
Organism: Callithrix jacchus (white-tufted-ear marmoset)
Lineage: Eukaryota; Metazoa; Chordata; Mammalia; Primates; Cebidae
Gene: SLC1A2
Product: solute carrier family 1 member 2
Biological process (GO): L-aspartate transmembrane transport; L-glutamate import across plasma membrane
Cellular component (GO): plasma membrane
Molecular function (GO): L-glutamate transmembrane transporter activity; glutamate:sodium symporter activity; neutral L-amino acid transmembrane transporter activity
Source: RefSeq, a predicted model, not a curated record
UUGAAGCGGGUGCUCCGGGGAGUGAGGAGGCAGCGCCAGGGGCUGCUCCAGGGAGGCGGAGACGGAGGGGCAUCCCGGGUCUCUGCGCCGUCGCCUGCGCUUCACCCCGCACGGGGUGACCCGGGGCCACGCGGUCUUCAGGGGAAACAAUAGCGACUCCUUAGAUCUUGGGCUCCUGCCACCGGCUGCCCAAGCCUUCCCGGACUAGCGGCGGGGCCUCUUUUCUUAUUUGGCUAAUUUAUGGCGAGAGGCUGGGGGGAGGGAUGGCAGAGGAGGGACCGCGUCUGGAGAUGGGGGCGGGGGGCGGCGGUUAAAGGAGUUGCCCGAGGCGGCGGCGCGGGUGAUGUCAGCUCUCGACGAAAAUAGAGAGGGAUCGCCUGCAAAUCCCCAGCUCCGGCGGGGCUAAACCUUGCAAUCCCUCCCCGGCCGGCGCCGAGCCAGGGCGCAGCAGCCUCCACCGCCUCCCCCGGCGCGCACACACACACCCGCACACGCGCACGCACGCUCACCGGCCUCUGCCACCACUCUCUGCUCCCGCCACUCGCCGCGCCCGCGAGCCCCGCAGCAAAGCACAGGUGGCAGCGGCUCAGGGGCGCCUCGCCGGUGUGCUCCUUCCUGCAGCCCUGGGCGCUUCGCUGUUUCGGGGAAGCAGCCCUCGGAGCCCCCAGAGCUCCCAGCCAAGCGCCAUCCCCGCGGGCGGAGGGGAGCGCGGGUAGCGCGCCGUGGAGAGCCGGGACCCGGAUUAGCGCCCGCAGUAGCCUCCUGUGCCCGUUGAGGCGCUAAAGGGCUUACCCCGGAGGCGGGUGGAAGGGCGGGCAGAGGCGCCCCUUAAAUAUCGCUCCUGGCCGCAAUUUCGCGCUCACCCAGGCGCCCGCUCUCUCCCUCGCCCGCAGCUGCUGGAUAGUGCUGAAGAGGAGGGGGCGUUCCCCAGACCAUGGCAUCCACGGAAGGUGCCAACAAUAUGCCCAAGCAGGUGGAAGUGCGAAUGCACGACAGUCACCUCGGCUCGGAGGAACCCAAGCACCAGCACCUGGGCCUGCGCCUGUGCAACAAGCUGGGAAAGAAUCUCCUGCUCACCCUGACGGUGUUUGGUGUCAUCCUGGGGGCAGUAUGUGGAGGGCUUCUUCGCUUGGCAUCUCCCAUCCACCCUGAUGUGGUUAUGCUAAUAGCCUUCCCAGGGGAUAUACUCAUGAGGAUGCUAAAAAUGCUCAUUCUGCCUCUAAUCAUCUCCAGCUUAAUCACAGGGUUGUCAGGCCUGGACGCUAAGGCUAGUGGCCGCUUGGGCACGAGAGCCAUGGUGUAUUACAUGUCCACAACCAUCAUCGCCGCAGUGCUGGGGGUCAUUCUGGUCUUGGCUAUCCAUCCAGGGAAUCCCAAGCUCAAGAAGCAGCUGGGACCUGGGAAGAAGAACGAUGAAGUGUCCAGCCUGGAUGCCUUCCUGGACCUUAUUCGCAAUCUCUUCCCUGAAAACCUUGUCCAAGCCUGCUUUCAACAGAUUCAAACAGUGACGAAGAAAGUCCUGGUUGCACCACCGCCAGAAGACGAGGCCAAUGCAACCAGCGCUGUUGUCUCUCUGCUGAACGAGACUGUGCCGGAGGUGCCGGAGGAGACUAAGAUGGUUAUUAAGAAGGGCCUGGAGUUCAAGGACGGGAUGAAUGUCUUAGGUCUGAUAGGGUUUUUCAUUGCUUUUGGCAUUGCUAUGGGGAAGAUGGGAGAUCAGGCCAAGCUGAUGGUGGAAUUCUUCAACAUUUUGAAUGAGAUUGUAAUGAAGUUAGUGAUCAUGAUCAUGUGGUACUCUCCCCUGGGUAUCGCCUGCCUGAUCUGUGGGAAGAUCAUUGCAAUCAAGGACUUAGAAGUGGUUGCUAGGCAGCUGGGAAUGUACAUGGUAACAGUGAUCAUAGGCCUCAUCAUCCACGGGGGCAUCUUUCUUCCCUUGAUUUACUUUGUAGUGACCAGGAAAAACCCCUUCUCCUUUUUUGCUGGCAUUUUCCAAGCUUGGAUCACUGCUCUGGGCACCGCUUCCAGUGCUGGAACAUUGCCUGUCACCUUCCGUUGCCUGGAAGAAAAUCUGGGGAUUGAUAAGCGUGUGACUAGAUUUGUCCUUCCUGUUGGAGCAACCAUUAACAUGGAUGGUACAGCCCUUUACGAAGCCGUGGCCGCCAUCUUUAUAGCCCAAAUGAAUGGUGUUGUGCUGGACGGAGGACAGAUUGUGACUGUAAGCCUCACAGCCACCCUGGCAAGCGUCGGCGCGGCCAGUAUCCCCAGUGCCGGGCUGGUCACCAUGCUCCUCAUUCUGACAGCUGUGGGCCUGCCAACAGAGGACAUCAGCCUGCUGGUGGCUGUGGACUGGCUGCUGGACAGAAUGAGAACUUCAGUCAAUGUUGUAGGUGACUCAUUUGGGGCUGGGAUAGUCUAUCACCUCUCCAAGUCUGAGCUGGAUACCAUUGACUCCCAGCAUCGAGUGCAUGAAGAUAUUGAAAUGACCAAGACUCAAUCCAUUUAUGAUGACAUGAAGAACCACAGGGAAAGCAACUCUAAUCAGUGUGUCUAUGCUGCACACAACUCUGUCAUAGUAGAUGAGUGCAAGGUAACUCUGGCAGCCAAUGGAAAGUCAGCCGACUGCAGUGUUGAGGAAGAACCUUGGAAACGUGAGAAAUAAGGAUAUGAGUCUCAGCAAAUUCUUGAAUAAACUCCCCAGCGUAUCCUAUGGUAAAUGAUGAUAUAAACAAGCUUUCUUUAAAAAGGAAAAAAAUGCAUCUAUUUCUAUGUUUAUUUAAUCUGUUAGCUGAGGCUUAGAGGAGCUCUUGUGAGUCAGUGAUGACAGGCACGGUGCUGUGUCUUUGCCAAAUAAUGCUUUAUAACCGUCUAAUUUUCUCACUUGUAUUAUUAUUUGAAUGGAUGCUGCUGGAGGAAUCAGUUUGAAUUGAAGACACGUUCUUGCCAGCUUCCCUGUUCUCCCAAGAUGCAGAAAUGUGGAUGCUCUUUUCCCAGGGGACAUGUGUAAAGCAGUGUGGUACACUCCAGGGACUUGGGAUAAUGAGCAAACACACAGUGUGUUAUUCCUCAAAGUGUUCUCCAUGCCUCGCCUUGUUACGCACAAGAGAUUCUGUUAAAAAGCCUCUAGAAGUAACUCCCCUUAAAAUGUCUGGUAGAGUUUAGACAUAGGUUGAUUAAAAGCAAACACCUGUCGUAGGGAAUUUUGACAAUUUAUCUUCCAUAUACUCUUUAAGUAAAAUGUUUCAGAGUAUUUUUGAGGAAGCCAUGCCCUUAAAGGCAGCUGAUUAAAGAACCUACUAUGUCUCUGCCUUACCCUAUGUAAUCUGUAAGAACAAUGGUUUAAAUUUCAAGGUAUGUUUCAUAAUGCUCUCUAAAUUUGAUAAUUGAUUAGGAAGUAUUUUAUAUGUAACCACUGUACAUAUUGACAAAAUUAAGAGAGCACAGUCAACAUAAAGUUUAACCAGAGUUAAAUAUUCAAAUUUAUUUAUAUUUGGUUUGCCUUCACCUGGUAUAGUAAAAUCAAGUGAGAUUAUUUGGUCUAUGUUUUGCUUUGUUUAACCAAAAAGAUUAUUUUUUGAGUUUCUAAUGAAAAAGACAUUUUUAAUCUGCAAAUUAUUUCAGUCAUCAUCUCAUCAUCCUGGGAAGCCUGAUCAUUUUACUGUCCUCACACAUGGAAGACACUUGUGUUGGCUGUGCCUCUUUUAAUGUCAUCUCUUGAUGAAACAAAAAUACGUAUUUAUCUAAUAUGCAGAAAGGUUUUUGUUAUCUUCUAUCAAAGCACAUAAAACCAGGUAUAGAACACAGUUGGAAGCAGAGUCAGUCUUCCUCCUCCAUCUUCUCAGUGGAAAGGAACAAAAAGCAAACAUCUGUGCAAAGCCCUAUAAAUGUGACAUUCCUGUGGCAGAGUCCAGGCAGCCUUGAACCAUGAUGUGGCAACAAAGGAUGGCUCUGUACCACUUCGCAGAUGGAACCUUGUUUAAGACUGUGAAGUUUUAGGGAAUAAAUAAUGUAAUUGGUGUAGCACAGUGCCUUUCAUGCAGUAGGCAGCCAACAAAUCCUUAAUGAUUGGUUAUACAAGCUAAAUUUUUAGUGUCCCUACUAUCCUUUUUUAUUGAAUAGCGUACAGUAUUUUCCUAAGGUUGCUGGGUUUGGGAGUAAGUUUGGGACUUAAAUCAUUGAGAAAUAAAGCAUAUUUGACUCUAAGAAGUAUGUAGAACCUUGUUUAUAGGGAGAGAGUAGGGUGUAUUAUAUGAGACCAGCAGAGGGAUGCUGAGAUAUUCAUGGUUUAUAGAACCCAAAUUCUCUGAGAUGAGAGUGUUUAUGGACCUCAAAUACCGUUUCUUAUCUAUUCCUUGUGACUUCUCUCUUCCAAAUCAGAUACCUUUGAAACAUACAAGAGACAUGAGAUUCCAUGUGUCUUGUAUGUUUGUCUCCUAAACCCUAGUUAUUGUUGGAUAAGGAUCACUACUGAACAGUAUUAGGCAACUUUUCAUUUUUGCUUUUUAAGUGACAUUGGUCUUUAUUAUCAGUAGACGGGCAGUUAACAGGAUGAUCAAGGGAUAUGCUCAAGUGUAGUAGCAGAAAAUGUAUUCUCUACAGCAAACGCUGUGGACCAAGGGGACAGUUCCCGGGUUUAGCUGUGAAACUGUUUAGGAUUUUCUUUAAGUGGUGCUCCCAAGAGCUUUUUUAUGGUAAGUUGGAGGCUCUAGGCAAAGUGUCUAGGAGCUCAUUGUUUUUGCUGUGGAAGGCCAACUUUGGCAUUUAUACAGGGGCAUGUUUCUCAAAGGAGUGGUCACAGGAUUGUCUUCUCAAAACUCUGCUUGAAAACCUUUCCGGUGUGUUUUGUCUCCCACUUUUUCCUAGCUAUCCUAUUAGCAUGUAAAUAUAUCAGCAGACGUGUUUAGAGGAAACAAGGUACACAACUUCACAAAGCAAGUUUUUCUGGUUUGAGAUUUACUGUAUGCAGGAAGUCUCUAGAAAAUUGCAUUCAUCUGGAAAUUCAAUAAGUCAUAUUAAUAAACAGUUUCUUGAACUCAGGACUAGCCUGAAAAUCCAAGAUGUACGUAGAGUUGACAUAUGUCUAUGUCCUCUGUUUUUUUCUUUUAGACCUCAUUUAUUUCUCCCAUGCUAUGCCCAUUUGGGAUUUUCUUUGCCCAGCAUAUGUGCCAUAAACAGAACAAAUGGAUCCAGGGUAUACCUCUAAUAACCUUUAUCUAAAUAGAAUACAUUUAACCUGUCAAUUAUAUGUAUAGAUUUUUUUCUAAUUUGUUCAACAUAGAUGUGAAUGCUUGUAAUAGUCCAUUACUGUUUGAUAAUGCAUAAAUGUUACAUUUAUAUACAGUUACAGCAGGCCAGAAACAUACUUACACUGCAUCCUGUAAGGUCUGUAAAUCAGGGCUUUGGCAAUGCCAUUUUGUUAUAGACUCAUUCACUUUUUUUAGAAGUCAGGAUCAUUUCAAGAGAAAGCCAACUAAAUAGACUUUAAUCCUUCUCUUUCUCAUACUUGUCUUUUGAGAAACCCAAGUGGAAUCAUCACCUAAUUCUUUACUGAAAUUCAAUGAAUCAAAUCCAACCAGUGAGAAGAAUAGCUUACCUUGCAGGGUAAUGCUUUACCUUAGAUCUUCGGGGACAUGCUUCCCAUACAGAGAGCAUCAGAAAAUCAGGGCAACCAUCUAGAUCCCACAGAUCUUCAACAUAGGACUCUAGGUGAUGAGAUCUGAAAUACAUAGCUAUCAGAUUCAGUUUUUACUUCCUACUGAGGAUAGACACACAACCUGUGAUUUUGCUGCCUGCAGACAUUACUGUACCCUGUAAAAGACAAAUAGUUCUUUCUCCUCUCGAACCACUAGUCAGCCUGGAUAUUCAUGAAAGCUGAAAGAAGGGGUGCCAAAAAAUGCCUAGAUCCUGGAUUUAGACUCAAGGAAUAUGAGAAAGGCUUAGGGAAAAUUCAAAUCAUGGGGAGAUUCCUAAUAGGUGAUGGCAGGCAUCCCAAUGACCUGUUGAUUAGAGAAUCUCUGGUCAUUUCCACGUGUGCAUGGAGAAAUGUGUCAUUUGCAAAUGUAUCUAGUCAAGAAGAUCUUUUGGAGUAAAGUGUUUGGGAAUCUCAUUUACUGUGUUUUCCAAAGGAAACCCAGUUCUGCCAUGUUUUUGCAAAUACUACACAUCCCUUUGCUCUCAACAACAAAAGUUAUGUUAUAGUUUUUUACUUUUUCAGAAUCAAAAUUUCAGCUACCUGUGCAAUAUUCAUGGAAUGCAGCAAUAAAUCCAAGUAGGUAUAUCCACGCUCAGAGAGAAUUCUCCAUAGUUCCGACUCUUGAAAAACAAGUCUCAUCAGCUCUCAACUGGUUUGAUGAUAAAAGUGCACAGCAGUUAUACCCCAGUAGAAGUGGUUCUUCUCACUUAGCUGCUCACUAACUUUAGGGCUAUCCAGUUGUCUGAGCUGCUGGUUUGCUUUACUUACUCUGUAACCAAACUCAUUCCACACCAAGAGAAAGGACCAAAUGAAAUUUUCAGUUAUUGUCAUACUUGCUCUUCGAAUAAGAAUGCUAGAGUCGGCCGGGAGUGAUGGCUCACGCCUGUAAUCCCAGCACUUUGGGAGGCCGAGGCGGGUGGAUCAUGAGGUCAAGAGAUCGAGACCAUCCUGGUCAACAUGGUGAAACCCCGUUCCUACUAAAAAUACAAAAAAUUAUCUGGGCAUGGUGGCAUGUGCCUGUAAUCCCAGCUAUUCAGGAGGCUGAGGCAGGAGAAUUGCCUGAACCCAGGAGGUGGAGGUUGCGGUGAGCCCAGAUCACACCAUUGAACUCCAGCCUGGGUAACAAGAGUGAAACUCUGUCAAAAAAAAAAAAAAAAAAAAAAAAGAAUGCUAGAGUCUGGGUGCAUAAGAAGACUAAGUUAAAGCAAACAGCCUGAAAGAAUUCUGGAGUGAGAGUUUUGUAAUUGUCAAAGAAGAUAAAUGGUCCCAGUAUCUGUAGUAAUUUCUGGUUAAGCCUAGAAGGAUCACUGAGUGCCAAUCCAGGCAGGUGGCACUAGAGGCAGACUGUUGUGCAAGCAUAGAGUGAGUUUCCAGCUGCUCAUGAAACAUUUGCUUAUGAUUUUCCCUAAAAGAAAACCGAAUUUUCUACUUCUCCUCCUCCUUUCCUAUCAUUCCACUUAUUGUUGCUACUUUACCACCAGUCAGCUUAGUAACCAUCACACAGUUAGUGAGAGGCUUGGUUUUAGAAUAGAUAAGAGACUUUUGAUUAAACAGUAUCCAACUUCAUAGCAUAACACAGCUAAUUCAGGCAAUGAUACAGAGAUGGUAAGAAACAACAUGGUUUGGUAGAGGGAACAUUUGAUUUAGACUCUGCCCAUUUUUAGCUGUGUGACUUACACAAGUCACUUUAUGUCCAAGCCUCAUUUUCUCCCAUAUGAAAAGUGAAGGGGUUUGAUUAAGUGAUUAAAAUCCCUUUCCAGCCCUGUGAGCCCAAUGCUUUAUGAUCUUGGCUUUGUUUCCUUCUUAAGAGGCUUCCUACUAUAAAAUGUGACCUAUUUACAUUUUAAGUAGAAGAAGCCCACAACAAUGAAUAAUCAAUUUAGAUUUUUCUCAUCCCCUUUGGGAGAAAUUAAAUUCAAGCCUCAUUCAUUUGAUGUUUUACAACAAGCUUGGAAGAUAGCCAUGUUCAUUCACAGUUUGAUGCUUUGAGACACCAAUAAAUAUUUUUUAAUAAAAGUUUCCUUUACCUAAACUCAUCUUCCUAAUAGAAGUAGUGAUUUGGCUCAGGGAAAAAUGCUUCCAGGGUCACCAUGAGAGGACUGGAUGAACCUAUAGCCUCACUCAAGCUGUCGUAUCAUUCCUGCUGUAGCAACAGAGCCCACUCUGAAUACCCAAAACACAUUUUUCUCCAACAGUCCUAACUGCCAAGCCAGUAUGGGGAUUUGAGAGCCUUUGGCAAAUAACCUUGAACACUUAUGAAAUUUGGUGCAAGACUUACACAAUCACAACUGUUUGUAAAUAUCUUCCCUUCUCUGCCAGUAUGUAGAUAUGCACAUCCAUUCAUAAGUAAGCCCAGAUUCAUUUUCACAUUUCCCUCUUGGUUUGUUUUUAUCCUGGGCAUCACAUUGCAGGACGAGACACUCUUAGAAGAAUGGAAUUUUCUGACUAUCAUUGCCCUCUUCAAGGUCUGAUGAGUUUCGAGGGUGAGUGGGAUACAAUGCAUGCUCUACAAGCUGCAUGCCUCCAGCCAUGAUCUUUAAACAACCUCUUGCACUUUCCGGGACUGCUGCAAUGGGCCAUGGCUGGCACCUUUGCUCUCUGCCCAAAUUUCUGCUAAGUAGACAAGAGUUGGUAUUUAUUGUGUUGUGAACUCCUUUAUUGCUAGAGAAGACUUUAGCUCUUCAGUAUUUGCAGGGGCAAGAUGUAAAGCUAGGACUAAAAGAAUUGGGUUUUGUUUGUUGGCUGUUUUUUUUUCCGUUAGUGCAAAAAAACUUGAUGCAAAGACAGCAAGAUGAGCAUAAUAUCUUCACUGACCCAGAUAAGAACCUGUAGAAAGUGAGAGAUGCCCCUAAGCCCCCAUUUCAUUUAUCCUAAACCAUAUCAGUUUUCUAUGUCCAGCCUUGCUUCACUUUCCAACCUCCAGGCCAAAUAUUCGUUUUGCUAUUUUACAAAGUCCUUCUGGUUUUUACACAGGGCCCUUUUGUGCUGAGAAUAAAACCUGCUGUUGGAACAGACCUCACUGCUUUGUAGAGUCAGCAGUUGACCUAGAGAAUGGGUAGCAACAGGUCCUCAGUUCCUCUGGAGACACCCCCAAUCCUUAGGUGAGUGUUAGAACCAGACAACUGACUGUUACCCUUGUCAUCAUCUCCUGUGGAGGUGGAGAUGAUGCAGGCAGAGCCUCACUCCCUCUGGGGCAUUAUUUCUUCUCAUGGCAACCAUUUUGCCUGCCUGGAAACAGCCUGUUGCCUUUGGUGGGGGGGCAAAUACACACACUAGCCAAGGAAGUUGGUCCAGCACAUCUCUGAGGUUUCUCCCCCGUGGACUCAUGGAGCAAAUUCCCUGAGAUACAUGAUCAGAAAGUUGGCUGUCUGGUGGUUUGAUACUCCAUGAGAGUUACUUCCCUUAUAGAAACUCAUUCUUGGGCAUCUACAUUUUUCUACAAAUCACCUUAACUCCCUCCCUUCGUCCUUCUCUUGGAAAAACCUCAGCAUUGCAUCUCCAUGUUGCACAACACAGAUCAGAUUAUCUGGUCACUAUAGAGAUUUGUAUAUAAAAAAACUACUUUUUUGAGGAUUUUUAUAUAUUGUUUUUCUAUUUGUUUUCUACAGCUUGAGGAGAGAGCUGGCAAACUGUGAAUCUAACUUGAUCUUGUUGCCAGCAGAUAUAUUUUGGCUUCCUGGUAAGAGUCUGUGUUACCAGGGGUAACAUAUUGCCCUCUGAUCAGUAUUGCACCCUAAAACCACAAAUUCCUCCAGCCCAGUCUUACAUUUUUUUAAACAAAUCCCCUAGCUUGUUUGCUAUUAUUUAUAAAGAGCAUUAGAAAAUGUAUUUAUAGACCUGGAUAUUAUAUGUUUAAUAUUAAUUUAUCCUUUAAUACUGUUAUAGGUUUGUAACUAUUCAUCAGAAAUUAUGAAGAACUCAGUGUAGACUGAACUAAUCUAUUUAGUAUCUGUAAUUUUGCAGACAUAUUUUCUUAUGGUAUUUUCUAUAUAACCGGACAUGUAGAAUGAUAACUAGAGCACAAGAAGUUUCUUCAGCAAUUUAGAGCUAUCAAUUCUUUCCUGACUGUGUAGUCACAUUUGACAAAUUUAAGAACCCAGUCCUUAGUGAUGCAAUGAACAAAACGAACCAUUAAGAACAAGGAAUUGCUUAAAACCCUUAGCUGGUUAGGAUACGCAUCUAAACACUUCAUCUUCUUAACUAAAGGAAUGGUGCUGAUUUUUAAAAUUUUUGACACCAGGCCUUGUUUUUCCAGCGGAGCAUUCUAACUUUGCUUUUCUCUAAGACUAUCAAAGACAACGUGUUAAUAGUAGGAUCAUUUCUAGAUCAGAAUGUUUCAUACCUUUCUAAAUGUUUAUGUGAAAAUUGGCUUAGGAAAACUUUGAAUAGCAGAGACUGAGGAUCAGUGCUCAAGAUGAAAUCAGGACAGAUUUGUUGCAGUUAAUUCUUGCCUAGAAAAUUGGUAGUAAAUGUCACAUUGUUAUGUGAAUUGAGCACACAUUGUUAAAGAAAGUUUAAAAAUUCUUUAGAACCAGCUAUGAGGCAAUACUGUAUCACUGGGGGCUGGAAAUGGGGGCUUAGAAUCAUAUUGAAAUUGUUUAGAAGCAGCCCAGGUAGUUUCUGUUCUCACGUGAAUAACAGACUAUGUAACUUCCCCGAAAGUUAAAACAAUAGCCACUGCAAAGACGAGGUCCUUCCGCCAAAUAUACUUUCUGAGAUGGUGGUAGGGCUAGUAUUUUUAUCAUGGCUCAAAAAGUAGUCAGUUACAUAGAAAGCAUAUUGGUAUGUAUUUGAACCUGCUCUUCAUUAAACAAGCAGAUUAGAUGUACCCUCAACUGGCAAUAAUUGUAUCUAUUUUCAAGUACAGCUAGCUGUCAAAGCAUGAAGCUCUUGUGUGUACACACUGACACUUGGUUCACGCAUGAAGAACAGUGCCUAUGCACUUUGUGUAGCUAUAAUGUAGGGAUCUAGGUGUAAUUUCAGUGAAAUGGUGUAUAGAUGUAUUGUAAUUUAAUGUAUAUGUUAUUUUUUGGCUAUUCAUCUAAAUGCAGUAGACAUGUUGAUCGGUGAUCUGCAAACCUUUCUUUUCCUACUUAGAUAACUAGCCGUGAAGCAUUUCUCCCCCUUCUCAGUGUGGUUUGGGGAUAUAUAUGAGUGAAGAAUUUAUCUAUAAAUCCUUUGUACUGAUGAUUGUUUGAAAGUCUGUGUGUGUCCAGCACCUUUGUAAAUACACAAUUCAGAGCAGGGAUGGGCUGGGUGUAUGUCCUGGUUCUUAGUGAAAGGUCAUCUCAUGUCUAUAUAAUACCUGGUGAAUGCAACUGUAGAACUUUUGAUUACCUAGGCUUAAGUAGGUUUAAAAUGAGAACAUUCAUCUACAGUCCUCCUUUGCUUGGUGGAUUGGGCUUAGAGAGACAAAAAGUUAGUCUGCCCCUGUUCAUAUUAGCAUCAUGUCUUUAGAGAAAGGUCGGCCUCUCUGGUUGCCAAAUACUCAUCAUGAUGCUCAUGACUGAAAAGUUCUGAAGAGCCUUGUCUCCCUUGGCUUUUUGAGUCAGGGUACAGGAAAAACAUUUGCUGACUAACUAACUGCAAAUAGACAUGCAGGUGAAACCCCACAGAAGCACAGUUCUGGCUGUGAACUUCACAGUUGUCUGCAAAAACGUAGAGCACUAGAAGCACAGGAAUAGUCAGUGUACAGCUUAGGGGGUUGUAGAGGGGUAACCGAUGAAGCACAGGUCCCACGUUUGUGAGGGAGUAUGACCUCCUCUACCUAAUAUGUUCUGUGUGCAUGUUUUGAAUGACCGAAGAUGGGAUUAACUAAUGCAAAUAUACACUUGCCUAUUAAAGCACAUGUUCUCAUAUUCUGUGUAAUUAUCACUAAAAACAAUGCUGUGAGAUCUAUAGUUCCUAUAACCCCUUUCUUCUCCCCCAGGAAGAGAAGAAAUAGCCAUGUGCUAUAGGGAACUCCUAGUGCCCUACUCUUUUCACAAGAAGGGUAAAGCCUAUGAUGUCACCAGGGGGGCACGAAGCACAUUAAUUUGCAGUGGCUUUUUCAUAUGAAGAUAUACGGUGGACAGGCUAAUUUUUCCUUGAAAAUGUGGCUUCUUCAACUCUUUUCAAAUUUAAUAUGGAAUACCCACUGAAAGAAAACUGGGCUUUAUGCAGGAUUCUCUUUGAAAAUUCUUGUAUGUCCAGAACGAAAGAUAAAAAUAAUUGUAUUCCUCACAUUCAUGAUCCCCAUUGGUCUGAAGUCACGUAGCACAGAGCAUCUAUAGCACAUAGUGUUCAAAGACUAAUGAAUGCAAACAGGUAAAAUCUUCAACUAAUUUUUGAAUUGUUUCUCAUAUAUGGUACUAGAAAAUGCCUUGUUGAUGAAGCACAUUUUGGGUAGUUGAGGUCUUUUGUUUUCGCCUUUAGCUUUCUAAGCUUUCUUACAAUGUGGACUGAUUACUGUAACAUUUCAUGUGUAAAAUAACUGGAUAUUCUUUAUAUACUGGAAAUAACCUGUGAAUCCAAUAUUUCACUAAGUGUUUUAACUUCUGUGUAUAUAUCUCUCAUCAAUAAAUGUGGAUUCCAAUUUC